AUGAGACCAAUUCCCUGGAGACUCCCACAGAGUCUCUUAGCAAGACAGACUCGCAAUUUCUCCUCCCCAUCCCAAGCCCUCGAAACCCUCGAAAAUGCCACCCUAGAGACCUUCCAGCAGAAAUGCUUCCACCCAGAAAAGCCCGCAAUCCUCCCACGCGCGCAAUUCCAACAUCUCCCCGCACUGAAGAACUGGUUUAAACCCACCCAGCAAACAGCAAAGACCAACCACACAGUCCCCAUCGCCAGCCUGAAUGUGGACUAUCUCCAAAAACACGGCGCGGACGCUUUCGUCCCUCUGGAGCUCACCUCAUCGCCCGACUCCAACUCCCCAAGCGACGCGACAGAGACACAAUCAAACACCUUCCGACAAUUCCACGCUCCACUGACCCUCUUUCUGGACUGGAUGCGCAUGGCGGAAACAACACCGCAAUCAACACGCCUCUACCUCGCGCAAUGCCAACUCCUCGACCUCCCCCCGAUCCUCCGAGCAGACUUUCCCACACCGGACCUGGUGUCGCGCGCCGGCAAGGGCGAUGUCUACGACACAAAUGUGUGGAUCGGACAUCCACCCACAUAUACCCCACUGCACCGGGAUCCGAAUCCGAAUUUGUUUGUCCAGUUAGCUGGGGAGAAGGUGGUGCGACUGCUUGCGCCGGCGGACGGACAGGCUGUGUUUGGGGCUGUGAGGAGGCAGUUGGGGAAAUCGGGAAAUCGGGAGGCUGCUGCGAUUCGGGGUGAGGAGAUGAUGCAAGGUAGGGAGAGGGUGUUGCUUGAUGAGAUGGUUUGGGGGAGUCCUGGUUCUGGUGGGGAUGGGAAUGGAGUUGGGUUUGAGGCGAGGCUUGGGGUCGGGGAUGGGUUGUUUAUCCCUAAGGGGUGGUGGCAUAGUAUCAAGGGCGUUGGGGAGGGAGUCACGGCUUCGGUAAAUUGGUGGUUCCGGUAG
Messenger RNA from Penicillium nucicola, 942 nucleotides. RefSeq names its product putative JmjC domain protein. The transcript has 2 exons. NCBI's taxonomy places the organism in Eukaryota, Fungi, Ascomycota, Eurotiomycetes, Eurotiales, Aspergillaceae. The coding region runs from base 1 to 942 and encodes 313 amino acids. The record is from RefSeq and is a predicted model, not a curated record. Gene Ontology annotation, molecular function: 2-oxoglutarate-dependent dioxygenase activity.